AGCGGCUCUCUGCUAGAAGGCAACAUACUGCCUCGCAGAAGCUGGCGGGCACCGUGCCCGCCACGGUCGGUCUCCCGGGCACUGGGCCACCGCCCCACCCCCUGCCCCCGGACAUGGAGCCAGAGCCAGCGGCUCAGAAGCAGCCCCGGCCGCGGAGGAGAAGCCGCAGGGCCUCAGUACUCUGCGAGGACCGAGCCGCAGGGCCUCCGGCUGACACACCCGGGCCGGCGGCGGACGGGAGAUGCUCCCUUCGGAGAGGCAGCUCCUUCACGUUUUUAACACCUGGCCCUCACUGGGACUUUACUUUGAAAAGAAAGCGAAGAGAGAAAGAUGAUGAUGUCGUAAGCCUUAGCAGCCUUGAUCUGAAGUACAGAAUAUUACUGCUUUGACAAGGUCCGUACAGCAAACCCCGCUGCUGGUGCCAGUGAAGAAAGUAAAGAGCACCUGGAGGUAGACGCAAGAGAGUGAUGAUUCUUAGCCAAAAUCAAUUAAAG
This is a messenger RNA of Arvicola amphibius (Eurasian water vole), 494 nucleotides long. RefSeq names its product neuroepithelial cell-transforming gene 1 protein-like. The transcript has 4 exons. The record is from RefSeq and is a predicted model, not a curated record. Lineage: Eukaryota; Metazoa; Chordata; Mammalia; Rodentia; Cricetidae. The coding region runs from base 114 to 389 and encodes 91 amino acids.